GCGGUCCAUGAAUAUUGAUUACGCAGCGCGGCCCCGUGCGCCCGCCCCUCCAGACUGCCGACGCUCGGCUGCUCGCGCUCGGGCUCGCGAUGGGGAAGAAGUCCCGGGCGGUACCCGGCCGCAGGCCUAUCCUGCAGCUCUCUCCACCCGGUCCUCGGAGCAGCACGCCGGGCCGGGAUCCCGACCCGGAUCCGGAUCCCGAGGCUGACUCGACGGCGGCGGCGACCACCCAGUCAGCCCCGGCGGCGGCCGCGACGUCGCCCGCGGUGCCUGCCACCGCUGCCCCUGAGGACUCGCCUUCGGAAGAUGAACAGGAAGUGGUGGUGGAGGUUCCCAAAGUUGUUCCAAAUCCUCCAAAACCAGUCAUGACUACCAGACCCACAGCCGUUAAGGCAACAGGGGGUCUGUGUUUGCUUGGUGCUUAUGCUGACAGUGAUGAUGACGAGAGUGAUGUUUCUGAAAAAACAGCGCAAUCCAAAGAGGCCAAUGGAAACCAGUCAACUGACAUUGAUAGUACAUUGGCAAACUUCCUUGCGGAGAUUGAUGCCAUAACAGCUCCUCAGCCUGCAGCUUCUGUGGUAGCUUCUGCUCCCCCUCCAACUCCACCUCGACCAGAACCAAAGGAAGCAACAACGCCUGCCCUUUCUUCCACCUCGUCAAAUGGAACAGACUCAACCCAGACGCCAGGGUGGCAUUAUGAUACUCAGUGCUCACUGGCAGGAGUUGAAAUUGAGAUGGGAGAUUGGCAAGAAGUCUGGGAUGAGAACACAGGUUGCUAUUAUUAUUGGAACACACAAACAAACGAAGUAACUUGGGAAUUACCCCAAUAUCUUGCCACACAGGUGCAGGGAUUACAGCAUUACCAGCCCAGUUCUGUAACAGGUACUGAAGCUGGUUUUAUGGUAAAUACAGACACAUAUAUAAAGGAGAAAACUAUUACUGUUUCCAGUAAUAAAAGUGGACCAGUCAUAGCCAAACGAGAAGUUAAAAAGGAAGUGAAUGAAGGAAUUCAAGCUCUUUCCAACAGCGAGGAGGAAAGGAAAGGGGUGGCAGCAGCGUUGCUUGCUCCCUUGCUGCCUGAAGGAGUGAAAGAGGAAGAAGAAAGAUGGAGAAGAAAAGUCAUUUGUAAAGAAGCAGAUCCCAUGUCAGAGGUUAAGGAAACAAGCACAGCAGCGGAGGAAAUGGGGACUGUCAUGAAGCCCCAGGAAGUCACCCUGGACAGCUUAGAAGACCCUUCUCAGGAGGAUCUUUGCAGUGUUGUUCAGUCUGGAGAAAGUGAGGAGGAAGAAGAGCAAGAUACCCUUGAGCUGGAGCUAGCUUUGGAAAGGAAAAAAGCAGAGUUAAGAGCCUUGGAAGAAGGAGAUGGAAGUAUGUCAGGGUCUAGUCCACGUUCUGAUAUCAGCCAGCCAGCAUCUCAGGAUGGAAUGCGUAGACUUACGUCUAAAAGAGGAAAAUGGAAGAUGUUUGUUCGAGCUACCAGUCCAGAGUCCACCAGCCGAAGUUCUAGUAAAACUGGACAAGAGACUCCAGAAAAUGGAGAACCUGCAAUCGGUGCUGAAAAUUCUGAAAAAACAGAUGAAAAUUCGGACAAGGAGGCAGAAGUAGAAGAGUCUUCUGAGAAGAUAAAAGUCCAAAUAGCACCUAGAGUAGAAGAAGAGCAGGAUUUGAAAUUUCAGAUUGGAGAACUGGCAAAUACCCUGACAAGCAAAUUUGAAUUCCUAGGGAUUAACAGACAGUCCAUCUCCAAUUUCCACACGCUGCUCUUACAGACCGAGACUCGAAUUGCAGACUGGCGAGAAGGGGCUCUUAAUGGAAAUUACUUAAAACGAAAGCUUCAGGAUGCCGCAGAACAACUAAAACAGUAUGAAAUAAACGCCACUCCUAAAGGCUGGUCCUGCCACUGGGACAGGGAUCAUAGACGAUAUUUCUAUGUAAACGAACAGUCGGGCGAGUCUCAGUGGGAAUUCCCAGAUGGUGAGGAGGAGGAAGAAAGCCAAACACAAGAAGUUAGAGAUGAGAUUCUUCCUAAGUCGACUGUGAAAGAUAAAACCUGCACUGAUCCAAACUCUACAGAGUCCUCUGAGAAUUCCACAGUGUAUAGUAAGCAUCAUAUCUCUGAAGGUGGAGUGAUACUUCUUCAUGGUGAGUAACAUGUGAUAUAAGAUACCUAAGAGCAAAAGGUUUUAGAUUAAGAAUUGGUAUCCUCACAAUAGUCUCUUUAAACUUAAUGUAGUUCUAAUUUUAGUGCAUAACAAAAGCUUAACCAUCACAUUGGAUUUCAGAAUUAAAUGUUCAUGUCAGUAUAAAAAAUACUAACUGGAUUUGAUUUAUAAACAAGUAGCAGUAUGAUUGUAAUAGAUACAUAUAUAUGAUGCUUAAACUAGGUUUUCUGUUUAGAAGUUUUGAUUUUAACAUUUUUUAAAAAGACUUAUUUUUAUUAUUUGUGUGUGUGCCUGUGGAGGCCAAAAGGCGGCCUUGGAUCCCUUGGACUGCAGUUAACAAACAUUUCAGAGCCACCUGAUAUGGGUACUGGCAUCUGAAUCCUGGUCCUCAGGAUAGAACUGCAAGCCAUCUUAACACUGAACCGUCUCUUCAGACACAUUGCUUUUGACUUUUUGAGAUGGGCUCUCUGUGUAUUUUAGGCUAACUCAGACUCAGUUUCCCAGGAGUUAGAAUUACUAACUUGUGCCACCAUCCCAUCUUAAGUAAUUUCAACCUUUCUGUGCUUAAGCUAAAGAAAGAAUGAUCAGUGUUUGAGAUACAGCUUUUAUGUUUGAGUAAAUUUAGGGGCUUGGAAUUCUGUUACUUUUUGCUAAAUUUAUCAAGCUGGGUAGUGUGUGUUGCUUAUGUUUAGUUUGUCUCGUCUUUUGCUUAUUUGUCUGUUUUUUUGGAAACAAUGUCUGUUAUACCCCAGGCUGGUUGGGGAUUUGCUGUGUAGCUCAGAGUCACAGUCUUCCUGCUCCACCUCCUAAGUGCUGAACUGGGUUCCUAGGUGAUGUUACCAUACCUGGUUUUAUGCACUGGGAUGGGACUUAAUGCUUUGUGCAUUCUAGGAAGCAUACUGCCAACUGAGCAGUGCCCCAACCCCCAUCAAUGAAGUAUAGUUGAAUAAUACUUACACAAAGUUUAGAUGAUUUGCUUUUGCUGGGUCACAGACCACAUUAUUAACCCUGGCCCGGUGUGUUCCCCUUGCAUUUAUUUGAUUGGCAGCAUGUCAGUGUCAUCAAGGCUUGAUGAUUGAAGACAAGAAAAUUGCCAGUGUCAUCAAGGCUGACACAGUUCACCAUGCAUUAUAGUUAAUUUAGUAGAAGAAAGUUAAAGUCUUAAAUUAAUAAUCUUUAGUGUUUAUUGCUUUAUUUUUAUCUUUAGUGUUCUGAUGAAAUCUUGAUGUACUGUUUUAUAAUAUAGACUUUCUAACUAUAUACAUACUUUUUGGUCAAAUUAGUCUUCUGAAAUGUUUCUGUUGGAAAGUUGGUGUAUAACUAAAUUCAUAUUACUUGAUGCCAAUACAAAAAAGGUUAAUGAGUCGUUUGAGUUCGUCUAGCUGAAAAACUGCAUUCAUGUUUUCUGGUAAAUCUUUUUCUAAUGUCCCUUUCUUUAGCAAUAAGGAAUGUUUCAGUAAUUAUAAAAACAGUGUGAAUCAUCUUAAUAUUUUUUACACAAUAUGUUAACUAUGGUGUUCCAUUAGCAAAUCUAUUCUAAAAGCCUGUUGGCUUGGGCUUUACCUUGUCAGGCUUUGAGUAUAAAUGACCUUCUCCCUAACCUAGAGUUUUUCAUAAUGGAGCCCUUAUUUAGUCAAAUUUUGACAGGUGGCGACAUUUGGAUAUUUACACGCCUAUAAUCCCAGCACUUAAGGAGGCAGAGGCAGGUGGAUGUCUGUGAGUUCAAGACCAUCGUGGUCUGCAGGACUAGUUCCAGGACAGACUCCAAAGCUACACAGAGAAAUCCUGUCUCAAAAAACUUAAAAAGAAAAAGAAAGCACUAGGGCUAGGCGUCAGACCUGGACUCUUGGUUCUGGCCUGUCCCCUGACAACUCUACCAUCCUAAGAUAAUAGUUCCUACCUGGGUUUCAUUACCUCCAAAAUGAGAAAGUUGAACUAGAUGAUUUCUCAUGUUUCUUCUACUCCUAGAUUCUAUGAUUUUUAGGGAGAAAAUCCCCUCAACAUUCCUGGGAUAUAUAUCUAAUAGUCCCAUAUAUUGUGAAACAUCCCUAUUGACGAUAAAGAGGGAUGGGGAAGGCUACAAGUAAGUAUAUCCUCCUAUUUUCUCUAAUCUUUAAAAAGCUCUACCCAGCAGCAAAACUGCAGUGUUCAAUGAUAGUGUUUGUGAAAUUUGAGAAAAAUUUAACAUAGCUUUUCAGUUAUAAUUUAACUCAAGCUAAAGCAACAGCAGUUUAAAGUUUCUACAUCUUUUAACACCGUGUUUGAAAAUCUCAGUGAUCAUUUGACAUUUUGUCCUAAAUUCCUCUUCACUCACCACAGAAAGAAGAGUGACCUUCCCUUUGUUGGUGUGGUUAAGCAAAUGUCAUUUGCACAUGUGAAGUACAUUUUUAAAUACUUCUAAUAUCCAUUUUUAAAACUUCUAAUCCAGGUUAAUCAAAUAGGUAGAAUUUUUUUUGUUUUAAUGGGUUUUCACUGUGGCAUCCACACUUAACUAGUUCACCGAAAAAAAAAUAGUAAUAAAACAGAAUCAGUAUUACAGAUAUACAUGAUUCAUUUAUUUCAUUUUUGAAACAUAGUCCCCAGAGAAUUUCUGCCUUCUCAUGUUGCAAUAAAUGUUUGAAAAAAAAAAAAAAUUCUAGGGGUCUGAAGCUCUUAAGAGCGUAUACUAUUUUGGCAGAGGACUGAAUUUGGUUCUCAGUACCAACCAACUGGACAGGUCACAUCUGCCUUAACUCAAGCCUCAAGAGGAUCCAAUGAUUUGGUGCCUUCUUCUGGUCUUUAAGGGCACCUGCACACACAGGCACAUACCUAAACACAUACACUUAAAAAUAAGGUUUAUUUCCAAGUUUUAGAUUUGGAUAAUGGAAUUACUCGUUUUGUGAUAUUUUUUAUCUACAAAUCUGGAUAUAAAUGCUAGUACAAUAUAGCUAGGAAAAGUUCUCUCGGCCUCAUAAAUUAUAGAAGUAAUUUCCAAGUUGAACUGCUCAGUGUUUCAGUGACAUUAGUGGCUAGCUAUGAGUCAAGUUUUAAUUACGGGAGAGCCUUCUAGUCCUGCUAUUUGAAACGACUGUGCACAUUUGUCUUAGGUUUGUAGUGAUGUGAACCUUAACAUGAGUAUUAGCUAUGAAGGAUUUGUUUUGGUUUUUCCCUCACUGCUGUCUGUUUUCCAGGUUCUCUUUGUAAAGAAUCAUUUUCUGGCCAAGUUUCUUCAUCACUCAUGCCACUUACUCCAUUCUGGACCCUCCUUCAGUCACAUGUGCCUGUGCUCCAGCCACCAUUACCUCUGGAAAUGCCUCCACCCCCACCUCCACC
Molecule: messenger RNA, 5474 nt
Organism: Chionomys nivalis (European snow vole)
Lineage: Eukaryota; Metazoa; Chordata; Mammalia; Rodentia; Cricetidae
Gene: Fnbp4
Product: formin binding protein 4
Exons: 13
Coding region: 90-2150 (686 amino acids)
Molecular function (GO): protein binding
Source: RefSeq, a predicted model, not a curated record